Molecule: messenger RNA, 820 nt
Organism: Poecile atricapillus (Black-capped chickadee)
Lineage: Eukaryota; Metazoa; Chordata; Aves; Passeriformes; Paridae
Product: pulmonary surfactant-associated protein A-like
Exons: 4
Coding region: 118-711 (197 amino acids)
Molecular function (GO): signaling receptor activity
Source: RefSeq, a predicted model, not a curated record
GUAAGAUGAUGAACCUCAUGUUACAUGCCCUAUAAAUUGGACCACUGAAUGAGUCUUUCUUAAUUCACACUGGAGCUACUAGGACUCUACAUCACUCUGGUUUACCCUCAGCUUUAAAUGAUGCUGUCUCCACAGCUGCACAAAAUCUUAGCAGUAGCUUUUUUCCUGCUCCCAUUCUGUGCGCAAGGUACACUUGCAGGAUUUCUUCCUUUCAAGCGUUUUUUUGGAGGUGGAACUAACAAACAACAAAUACCAGAUCCCGUACCAGUGGCUGGUAAUGAAAAUGGGGACACCGUCAGUCAACUAGAACAUCGGAUUUCCAGACUGGAAGGAGUCCUUCGCUUGAACAAGAUGAUAACAGAGUCUGGAGGAAAAAUAUUUGCUAGCAAUGGGAAAAAAGCCGAUUUUGAUACUACACUGGAAAAAUGUAAAGAGGCUGGAGGCUCUAUUGCCACUCCAAGGAGCCCUGGCGAGAAUGAUGCCAUUCUGUACUUUGUGAAAUAUUUUAACACCUACGCCUACCUUGGGAUAAAGCAAUCCCUUAUUCCAGGCAAAUUCCAGCUCCUGAAUGGUGCUCAGCCAAGCUAUACUAACUGGUAUUCAAAUGAACCUUCUGGCAAAGGGGAGGAGGAAUGUGUGGAGAUGUACACUGAUGGCACUUGGAAUGACAAAAAGUGCAACAAGAAUCACCUUAUUGUCUGCCAGUUUUAGUGCUUCCCUUGCUGCUCUCUGGAAUAUGCUUCCCUGCCACUUGUAUCUUCAUUUGUAGCUAGUGAAUUUAGAUAACACAGCAUGAAAAAAUAAAAUUCACUCUUUCCCA